This is a messenger RNA of Salpingoeca rosetta, 2075 nucleotides long. RefSeq lists its product as uncharacterized. NCBI's taxonomy places the organism in Eukaryota, Choanoflagellata, Craspedida, Salpingoecidae. The transcript has 10 exons. Bases 66 to 1829 code for a protein of 587 amino acids. The record is from RefSeq and is a predicted model, not a curated record.
GUCCGUUGCCAACACCACGCCAAAGCAACAACACGGCGGACAGACACACACACACACGCCAACCAAUGACGAUGAGUGAAGGUGAGACCACCAGCAAUAGCGGCAACGACGGCAGAGGCAGUCAGGAAGUGAAAAGGGAGGCAGGAGAGACAACAGCGAAGAUGGAUGGAACAGAAAGGGUGCAGCCACAGCAGCAACCGAAGCCAACCUCAUCAAAUGACGGCCCACACAAGCCACCAGACGACACACAACAGCAGCAGGAGGAGCAAGAACAAGGUGGCACUGCCAGCAACGAGCGAGAAGCAGAACACGAUACAGAAGGCAACCAAGCACACGACGAUGAUGAGAGCUUACCUGUGGAAGAGGCUCCGGAAGGGCUGAGACCGCAGCGCCCAAAAUCUUCCCGCCCACGCUCGUCACGCCCACGCUCGUCUCGCCACCGCCCAAAGAAGGCGGCGAGCUUGAGCAGCAGCAGCAACGACGAUGAUGACAUCGAUGACAGCGACAACGCUGGUGACGAGGCUGGCAAUGACGGCGACAAGUCAUCCAAUACAUCAGAGGGUGCUGGAACUGACAACGCGACAGAGUCAACGCCAUCUUCUCAGCAACAACACCAACAACAGCAACAGCAGCUCAGCGGUCAUGCCAUCGCCGUGCAUGUAGAGGAUGAGGAUGAGGACACAAGGAGCAACACAGCAAGCCAGCAAGCGCAGCAACACAAGCAACAACAGGCCACAACAACCGCCACAGAAAGCAGCAAGGAGGAAGAAACAAUGCCUGGGCAACACGAGGCAGGCACGGGGAGCGCAAAAGCAAGUGGGACGGAGGAGAAGGAGGUCAAGACACGGGAUGGCGGUGACGAUAACGAAGGUGGAGACAACAAGGUGGUCAUGGAGCGAGGCGGAAAGAUUGUUUACGUGGACGCAAGCGAUGUCAAUGCAUCCGUUGACCCAGAUCUCAUCUUUCACGACGACGAUAAGCCGCCUGCACCUGAAAAGCAAGGGGAUGCUGGUACCACCACAGCAACCGCAGCUGCAACCUCCCAACAAAACGAGCAAGGGGAGACUACGGCCUCAGACGACCAGCAAUCUUCAAGACCAAAGCGCCUGGCCCAGUCCGCACGCCUCGCAAGGUCCUCGCGCGCGCGUUCUGCCCGCCCCGCAACAGCGCGGCAGGCGUCCUUUGGUGGGACGUCUGAGGAGGCAAACGCGGCGUUUCGGGCGUGGUACUAUCGCAAGGAGGAAGAGAGGCGACGGCAGCGACAGCACAGCCGCAAACUCACAAAGGAGCAGAUACUCGAGCAGGAGCGAAAGCGGCGGGAAGAGGCUGAGAAGACGUUCCAGGCCUGGCUGCAGAACAAGCGCGCCUCCUCCGCUCGCCACCGCCCUGCACAUCGCACGCAACAUGACGAGCGUGCAAAGACCGCGCGGGCACGCAUGCACGACAAGGAAGAGGCCGACGAGGCGUUUCAGGCGUGGCUCUCACGCAAGCGCGAUCAACUCACCCGCGAGAAGGAGGAGAAGCGUGCGCGAAGUCGGAUCUUCCGGGAGCAGCUGCAACUUCUGGAGGAGCAAAAGCGGAAGUCGAACGAGGCCGUGGCCGCCUGGCUCAGGGAGAAGCGAAGGCAGGAGGAGGCAGAGCGCCAGGAGCUGAAGCAGCGCAUGCGCAAACACAACCAGGAGCUUCGACGCAUCUACACAUCGCUCCACAGGCCGCGGACGGGGCGGUCGGAGGAGGCGGCGUCCUUCUCUCCGAGCACAUCCAUCGGGCGCUCAACAACAGCUGCCGGCAACACGCUGGGCAUGUCUGCACACAAGUCCCACUUUUGAUGCGCUACACCUGCUCACAGUCACGCGCGCGCGCGCGUGUGUGUGCUCGUGAUUGACAUGUCAUGCACUGCGUCCAAAGUCCACGAGUGCUUGAUGCAGACAACCCUCUCCCCAUCCCGCCUUGGUUCUCUCAUGGUGGUGCUGUUGUGACACGAUGCCUCCUUGUCGGCCCAUUGUGGUGUCAGGUGUCUUUGUCGUUGCUUCAUAUUGUUUUGAUUGCCCUUUGUACAACUGCUGGCUGUGAAG